UUUUUUUUUUCUCUCUUUCACUACGCUUUAUUAUGCCAACACCUUUAGAGACUUGGUUCAACGAGAUUCCUCCCAUCACACGCAUAUAUAUUUCUGCAGCCUGUUGCACAAGUAUAGCAGUGCAAAUGGGCUUCAUACACCCUUUACAACUUUGGUUAAACUAUGAAAGUAUUGCACGCGACUUUCAGUGGUGGCGAUUGAUAACCAACUUUUUCUAUUUUGGACCAUUAUCUGUCGAUUUCUGCUUUCAUAUCUUUUUCUUGGCAAGAUAUAGUAGAAUGAUGGAAGAAGGUUUUUAUAGAAACAAACCUGCAGAUUAUGUCUGGCUUAUGUUAUUCUCAGCUAGUGUUUUACUUGUUAUAUCUGUGAUGAUUCCAUUCGCCAGUUUGCCUUUUAUGGGUUCAGCACUUUCAUUUACCAUGGUCUAUAUCUGGGCUAGAAGAAACCCAUAUGUUCGAUUGAAUUUCUUGGGUCUGGUUAUUUUUACUGCACCUUAUUUACCUUGGGUUCUUUUGAUAUUCUCAUUAUGCUUAGGAGGCCAGGUGCCUACAGGGGAUAUUUUAGGUGUCUUGGUAGGACACAUUUACUAUUUCUUUGAAGACGUUUGGCCUCGUGAUCCUAUGAGUGGUGGCAAAAAAUGGCUAGCAACACCAAGACUUAUUCGAUGGUUGGUUGAAGGAAAUAGACCUAGAGAUGAUACAGUUGAUAUCCAGGAAGAAAAUGACAGUAACGGGAUCAACAAUCAGGAAUAAGCAGUUAAAAAGUGUGUUACUUUAUCAAAAGAAAGAGCAGUUAGAAAACAAAAUACUUUGAAGCAUUUCUAUUCUCGAGAUUAUCGUUUUUCUUUUCUUUGGGAUGAUAUUCCAAGAUGUACAAUUCAAUAAAAGAAAAAGGAGUUCGAUUCAUUAUCAGCGAACAUUAAAUAUUUCGACCUAAUUAAAGAGAGUAUGGAUUUAUCAGUUAAGUUUGAUAAAAAUAAUUAAUCAAAGAAAUUAUCUCGUUCUACUUUUCUUUUCUUUUUUU
Messenger RNA from Gilbertella persicaria, 1023 nucleotides. Its product is annotated as Derlin. Gene Ontology annotation, biological process: endoplasmic reticulum unfolded protein response. The transcript is spliced from 6 exons. Gene Ontology annotation, cellular component: Hrd1p ubiquitin ligase ERAD-L complex; endoplasmic reticulum membrane. Lineage: Eukaryota; Fungi; Mucoromycota; Mucoromycetes; Mucorales; Choanephoraceae. Bases 33 to 752 code for a protein of 239 amino acids. The record is from RefSeq and is a predicted model, not a curated record. Gene Ontology annotation, molecular function: ubiquitin-specific protease binding; misfolded protein binding.